AUGGAGCAUCAUCCUCUUGGACCCGAAAUUCCAUCCGGCCCGCCGACCGAGCCGCCGGCACGUACUCCGCUCGAUGGUCGCUACACGGCGCUUAUUCCCCUAGACCCGUCCCACGCGAAAGCACUCUUCAAGCACGUCGGCGGCAAAGAGAACGCACAUUUAUGGACCUACCUAUUUCAAGAGCCGUACCUCGAGUAUGAACCAUUCGAAGCCGACGUCAAGGCAUGGAGCAAGUCCGAAGACCCGCUGUACUUCACCGUGCUAUCGGGUCCACUGUCGGAUCCUUCAGCUGAACCAAUUGGCUUCAUGACGUACAUGUCAAUCGUACCGAGCCACAACCGCAUUGAGAUCGGAUCGAUUUGCUUCAGCGACAAGCUCAAGCGAACACGGCAAGCCACAGAGACCUUUUAUCUUCUCAUGGAGAGGGCAUUCGACAAGAUGAACUACACCCGACUCGAAUGGAAAGCCAACAAUCUCAACAAGCCCAGUUUGUCGGCCGCAGAUCGCCUUGGUUUCGUAUUUGAAGGCGUCUUUAGGAAGCAUAUGGCUAUCAAGAACAGACGGAGAGAUACUGCCUGGUUUAGCAUCACAGAUGAUGAGUGGCCCGUUGUAAAGGGCGGACUUGAGUCUUGGUUAAGCAGCGACAAUUUCGACGAGAACGGCAAUCAACGAAAGACGCUGAAGCAAUGCAGAGAUGAUGUUCGAAACAAAGGGAACUAG
Molecule: messenger RNA, 720 nt
Organism: Colletotrichum chrysophilum
Lineage: Eukaryota; Fungi; Ascomycota; Sordariomycetes; Glomerellales; Glomerellaceae
Exons: 2
Coding region: 1-720 (239 amino acids)
Molecular function (GO): protein-N-terminal-alanine acetyltransferase activity; protein N-terminal-serine acetyltransferase activity
Source: RefSeq, a predicted model, not a curated record